This is a messenger RNA of Spinacia oleracea (spinach), 3857 nucleotides long. RefSeq names its product TNF receptor-associated factor homolog 1a. The transcript has 13 exons. NCBI's taxonomy places the organism in Eukaryota, Viridiplantae, Streptophyta, Magnoliopsida, Caryophyllales, Amaranthaceae. Bases 208 to 3690 code for a protein of 1160 amino acids. The record is from RefSeq and is a predicted model, not a curated record. Gene Ontology annotation, molecular function: protein binding.
UUCCGCCUUUGUGUUUGUGCUGCUGCUCCUUCGACCUCAAAAUCUCAUUUCUCUCUCUCUUAAUUUUCUUCUUCUUCUUCCUUAUAUCUUCUCUCUCUUCAUUUCCUUCAAAAUUUUCCCAGAAACCUCCCCCUCGCUUCCUUCCGUCUCAUACGUUUCAGUGGGAGGAGCUCAAACGGUAUAGUGGAAGGGGUUUUAGGUUGGGAUAUGUCUUCAACUGUGACUGAGGACUCUGCUGGUGGAAGGUCGUUGGAGGGAUUGUCAAGUGCUCAACGGUGCCAAUCAACUGAUGCAUUGGCUGAAUGGCGCUCUUCCGAUCAGGUUGAAAAUGGCAUCCCCUCAACUUCACCUCCAUACUGGGAUAUUGAUGACAGUGACGAUGAUGGAGGACCAAAACCUCUUGAUCUGUAUGGUAAGUACACAUGGAAGAUAGAAAACUUUUCGACAAUCAACAAGAGAGAGCUUCGAAGUAAUGCAUUUGAAGUUGGCGGCUACAAAUGGUACAUACUGAUCUACCCUCAGGGCUGUGAUGUGUGUAAUCACCUUUCCUUGUUUCUUUGUGUAGCUAACCAUGAUAAGCUUCUUCCAGGAUGGAGUCAUUUUGCGCAAUUCACUAUUGCUGUGGUGAAUAAAGAUCCAAAAAAAUCAAAAUAUUCUGACACACUACACCGUUUCUGGAAAAAAGAGCAUGAUUGGGGGUGGAAGAAAUUUAUGGAGCUCUCUAAAGUGUCAGAUGGCUUUGUGGAUGCUGACACACUUAUUAUCAAGGCUCAAGUUCAAGUUAUCAGGGAGAAAGCAGACCGGCCAUUUCGUUGCCUGGAUUGUAAUUACAGGAGAGAACUUGUCCGAGUUUAUUUAACCAAUGUAGAGCAAAUCUGCCGGCGUUUUGUUGAGGAGAGAAGAGGAAAGCUGGGAAAGCUGAUAGAGGACAAAGCUAGGUGGUCAAGCUUUUGUGCAUUUUGGCUAGGAAUGGAUCAAAAUACUAGGCGUUGUAUGUCGAGGGAAAAGAAAGAAAUGAUAUUAAAAGUUGUUGUGAAGCAUUUUUUCAUAGAGAAGGAAGUCACAUCUACUUUAGUUAUGGACUCAUUGUACAGUGGGCUGAAAGCUCUUGAAGGUCAAAGUAAAAGCAAAAGCAAAAAAGGAAAGGGAAAAUUGUUGGAGGGUGAGGAUACUCCAGCACCAAUUGUCCGAGUAGAAAAGGAUGUAUUCAUUUUGGUAGAUGAUGUCUUAUUAUUACUUGAGAGGGCUGCCAUGGAGCCAUUGCCUCCAAAGGAUGACAAGGGUCCUCAGAACCGCACCAAGGAUGGAGGUAGUGGAGAGGAUUUCAACAAAGACUCAAUCGAGCGUGAUGAAAGGCGUUUGACGGAAUUAGGCCGCAGGACAGUGGAAAUUUUUGUGCUCGCUCAUAUUUUCAGCAACAAAAUUGAAGUGGCCUACCAAGAAGCUGUUGCUCUUAAGAGACAAGAGGAACUUAUACGUGAAGAGGAGGCCGCUGGGCUGGCUGAGAGUGAGAAAGCCAAGCGAGGUGUUGGGGAGAAAGACAAGAAAUCAAAGAAAAAACAGGGAAAGCAAAAGCGAAACAGUCGCAAGGGAAAAGACAAAUUGAAGGAUGAUAAACCUCUUGUUACAGGACAAGACAAACAUCUGCAUGAAGACCUUAUUACUGGUGGGAAGGGCCUGGUAGAGUCUGAAACUGUGACUGACAAGGACGAUGCACUUGACUACGUGUCUGAUGUGUCUGAUUCUGUGGAAUGUGCUGUGGAUAUGCUACGGCCUGAUUCAGAAGAUAGAGAUGCAAGUCCUAUUAACUGGGACACGGACACAUCAGAGAUUCACCUCCCUGCAGAAGCUAGCGGCAGUGAAGUUAGCAGUAUAUCAAAUGUGCAGAAUGGAGUAGCAGAUAAGAAGAGCUCGUCUAUUAUGGAUGAUAGUUCCUCCACAUGCUCUACAGAUUCUGCUCCUUCCAUAAUACUAAAUGGAUCAUACAGAUCGAAUUCCUUUACAAACUAUAACAGCCAGAAAUCACCAUCAAGAGGAAAAAACCAGCGAGUUAAGAAAUCAUCAGAGGAAUAUAGUGGUGGGUAUGAGCCAGACAUUCGGCAAUCGGAACCGGCUGAAGUUGGUUUCAGGAGUGAUGCUUCACCCAGUCGGAAAUCAGUUGAAUUAAAUGAGUCAGAGGGUGCUGUCACUUCCUUACAGGAUAGGACAAAGUGGCCAGAGCUAAAUGUAUCCAAGAAAGAAGAUGAGGUUGUGUUGCUCCAGAGGAAGACAAGGAAGAAGGACAAUAAGGAUCAUGUUGAUGUAGCACCACCAUCCCAGGAAAGAGUGGUAGUGGCACCACACACAACGAAGAGCCCUUCCAGAAAUAUAACCCCUCCUGCGUUGUGUAUUCAGCCAAAUUCUACCGUGAAACUUAAUCCUCCUACCGAUCUGGUUACAGCUACGAAAACAUCCUCAAAUGGGCAACCACACACUGACAAGCCAACUUCGUCAGUAUCAUCCAAUGUAUCAACUGCAUCGAAACCUGAUUCCACUAAGGUUUCUUCCAUUCUCAAACCGGCAGAGAAGUUUACUGGACAACAGCAGGUUGUGGGAUUGUCAAGGCCAUCGAGUGCUCCUCUUAUUCCUGGGACCCUGGCCCCACCUGCUCCAGUUGUUUCGAUGGUGCAAGCAGCAGCUGCCGCCUCAAGUGCUCCUUUGUUGUCCCGUUCCAUUAGUGCUGCUGGACGCCUUGGUCCAGACCCUUCCCCUUCCCCAGCAACAGGCCAUCCCUAUAUUCCACAGUCCUAUAGGAAUGCCAUCUUGGGUAACUCAUUCAGUGCAACCUCUAGUGGUGGUGGUUUCACACAUCCCUCUCAGACAGCAAAUGCAAUGGUGAAUUCAUCAACAACAUUCUCUCAACAGCCCAAUUUAGUAUCUAAUCCUGUAUAUCUCUCUCCAGUUUCUGAAAGGAUGGAACAACCUAAUGGUGUCAGUUCAGGUAUGUCUUUUCCUCCAACUCAUCAGGAUGAGCUUCUAGGUCAAGGUCAAUCAUGGAUGGAGAGCCCCAAUAGAAGAAUGAUGUACGAUUCUCAGUCCAUGCUUAAUGAUAUUCCAAAUUACGAUUUAUAUCAUCGACCCAUGAACAGAGUACCUCAUGAUUUUUAUCCCUCGGAGUUGUUGUCAGUUGGUCCUUCUGGGCGUCAAGUACAGAGUGCAUUGGCUGAUGAAUUUCCUCAUUUAGACAUCAUCAAUGAUCUUCUUGAUGAUGAACAGGUAAUUGGUAGGACUUCUUAUGGGAAUGCAGUUUUCCAGGGUCUUGGUAGUAGUGGUCCUACCCUUUUCAAUCGGCAGUUGAGUUACCCUACUGAUAUAAGCCUAUUGAGCGAAGCAGGCAGUUCUUGUAGGUUUGAUAGAUCAAGGAGUUACCCUGAUGAUGGCGGGUUCCAGCAGCAGGAUUAUGGUGGUUAUGAUUCAGUGAGAGAGUUCAUUCCACAAGGUAAUCCUAUGCCGUACAUGAAUGGUCAGAUUGAUAGUUUAGUGCCGAACCAGCAGUGGCAGUUGGUGGGUCCAGAUUUAUCUUUGCUGAGCAUGAGGAGUUCAGGUUCAGGAGUGGAUGGUGGUUACUCGUAUAACAUUCCCGAGUACUCGAAUAUGGCAUGUGGCGUAAAUAAUAAUUACGCCAUGUUCCGGCCUUCCAAUGGACAUUGAAAAGGCCAUUUUUAGCCAAAAUUUGUAAUAAGUAUGGAAAGGGAAUUAUUUGGUGUUGUUGGAAUGUAGUCCUGAGAAAAACAACAUUCUGUAAAGAGUGAUGCUGGCUUAUUUGCUUUUCAGUUUUUAGUCGAUAUACAUGAAUGAGGCUUCUUUUUUCUUUUGUU